CGGAGAUUUGGACUUUCUGUUCUCUUUGUGACUGCGGGACCCAGAGCCGGGAACGCGACGUGAAUGAGAGCGGCUCCAGGAGCUGGGAAAUGCAAACAGGCGGCAUGGGAUGCUUCUGGUUGUUUGUGCUGUGCCUCUUCUCCACAGCUGGAGCAAACUUCACUGAACUGACCGGGAUGUUUGGGCAGAUUCAGUCUCCCAAUUACCCAGAAGGUUACCCGAGUGAUUUAGACUCAACCUGGAAUAUCACAGUUCCUACGGGAUUCCGAAUCAAACUCUAUUUCAUGCAUUUUGAUCUGGAGCCUUCCUAUCUUUGUGAAUACGAUUAUGUGAAGGUCAUGUCUGAUGAUUUGCAGGAAACAUUUUGUGGCAGAGAGAGUACUGACACUGAACGAAUCCCUGGCCAAGAGUUUGUCUUAACAAACAGCAACACCAUGACUGUUACGUUCAAGACAGAUUUUUCCAACGAGGAGCGAUUUACUGGCUUUGAAGCUCAUUAUUCCGCCGUCGAUAUUGAUGAGUGUGUGGAGAAGUUGGAUGAAGCAUUGGUCUGCGACCAUUUCUGUCACAAUUACAUCGGUGGAUUUUACUGCUCUUGCAGAUUCAGCUACAUCCUUCAUUCAGAUAACCGGACCUGUAAAGUUGAGUGUCGUGACAAUGUGUUCACUGAGAAAUCAGGCGUGAUCAGCAGUCCAGACUAUCCCAAUUCGUAUCCCAAAAGCUCAGACUGUCUAUACCGCAUUGAACUGGAGGAAGGAUACACCAUCUCUUUGGAAUUUGCAGACAUCUUUGAUUUAGAAGAUCAUCCAGAUGUGCCGUGCCCUUAUGACUACCUGAAGAUUAAAGCUGGAAUAAAGGAGUUUGGCCCAUAUUGUGGAGAUAAAAGUCCAGGAAAGAUCGAUACAAACAGCAGCAGUAUUCACAUUCACUUCCACAGUGAUGAUUCGGGGGAUAACCAAGGCUGGAAGCUCACUUUCACGUCAGUCGGCACUCCAUGUCCUAUUGUACAUCCUCCUGCCAAUGGUACAAUUGAACCUGUCCAGGAGCAAUAUUCAUUCAAAGAUCAGGUCCAGAUCAGAUGUAACACUGGAUUUAAAUUUGUCAAGGGUGGUGACGAGGUGGAAGCUUAUCAGAUUGAAUGCCAGAAAUCUGGAACAUGGAGUAGCAGUAUACCUACAUGCAAGGUUAUCGAUUGUGGGGCACCCCGAGCACUAGAGGACGGAUUCAUUACUUUCCACACCACAGACAAUCUAACACUGUUCGGGAGUCACAUUGAAUAUUCAUGUCAUGCCUUAUAUUACCGGAUGGAGACAGAAUUGAACACUACGUACACCUGUAUGGAGAAUGGGUUUUGGGUCAAUGAUGAGCUGGGCACAGAUCUCCCUACCUGUCAGCCAGUCUGUGGAAGGCCAGCUCGAUCCCUGCCACCACUCAACAAGCGGAUUAUUGGAGGGCGGACUGCACUCCCGGGACUCUUCCCCUGGCAGUUAUUGAUGGUGGUGGAGGACAUGAGCCGAGUCCCAAAGGACAAGUGGUUUGGCAGUGGAGCUUUGCUCUCCAGCACCUGGGUAUUGACUGCAGCUCAUGUAUUACGCUCGCAGAGAUGGGAUACCAUCACCUUUGUUCCAAGUGAAUAUGUCACUAUCUACCUGGGGCUGCAUGAUGUUCGGCAGAUGGAAGCUGCUGUGAAGAGAACUGUUGAAAAAAUCAUUCUUCACAAAGCAUUUGAUCCCAGAACUUACAAUAAUGACAUUGCUUUAGUGAAGAUGAAGGACAAAGUCACUAUGAAUGUCUUUGUGAUGCCAUUAUGUCUCCCCAGUCUUCAGGAGGUGGAAGAACCACAGCCAAAUACUCUGGGAUUAGUGGCUGGCUGGGGCAUUACCAACCCGAACCUGACCAUGGAUGACGCCACUGAUGGUGACCAUGCAACACUGUCAAAUAUCUUACAGUAUGUGAAGCUUCCAGUUACGCUCCAGACUGAGUGUAAAAGCAGCUAUGAGUCACGUUCUGACAGCUACAAUGUGACAGAUAAUAUGUUCUGCGCUGGUUUUUAUGAAGGUGGCAAGGACACAUGUUUAGGUGACAGUGGAGGGGCGUUCAUUACAUAUGACUCAGUCACACAGAGCUGGGUUGCUCAAGGACUGGUAUCUUGGGGUGGGCCUGAGAAAUGUGGCAGUAAACGAGUAUAUGGAGUUUACACCAAGAUUUCCAAGUAUGGAAGGUGGCUGGCAGACAAAAUGAACAAUUCCUCAGACUAAUGCAGAAUGUACAUGAACUGCACCCUCAGAAAUAUCAAAUAUUUCUUUUCCAAAGAAGGAGUCUGCUACAUUAAUGUGGACUGGGUUUGUGUUUUGUGUGAUAUAUAUGGACUGCAUUUGGGCUCUGUGUAAUUUAUAUCUGCUUUGAUAUGGCUCUGUGUGAACUAUAUACACUGGGUCUGGGUUCUGUCUGAUUUAAAGGGGCUGGAUCUGGGUUCGAUAUGAUAAAAACGGACUGGUUCUGAGUUCUCUGGGAUUGAUAGGGGCUGGAUCUGAGCUAAGAGUGAUUCAUAUGAACUUUGGCUGGGCUCUGAAUGAACUUUAUGGAUUAGAUUUGGACUGUGUGAUUUACAGGGACUGGAUCUAGGCUGUAUGUGACAUAUAUAGACUGGGCCUGAGCUUUGUGAUUUACAAGGAUUUUUGACUGGGCUCUGUGUGAUUUUCCUAUGGAGUGUGUCUUGGCAAUGUGUGAGUUUUAUGGACUGGAUCCAGUUGCCUUAUGAUUGAAGUUCACAAUAUAUUGAAUGUGACAGGGCAAGGUGGUUAAGUGAAGUUAUGGUUACUUGUCUUUGUAAGUAGAGGUACUGAACUUACUGAAACUCUGAAAAUGCCUAGUUAGACCCACCAAUAAUAUUAUGUCCAAUUCUGGCAUUGGACUUGCAGAAGACAAGAUAUUUCAGGAAACAUGGACCAAAUGGCUUUCUCCCGCUGUCCACACCUGUCAGAAUUUUAUAUGUUUCACUGAGAUCUUCUCUCAUUCUUAAUAAAUUCCACUGAAUAUAGGCCCACUGAACCUAAUCAAAAUUGCCAUUCCAGGAAUCAGUCUGAUGAAACUUUGCAGCACUCCCUCUCUGACAAGACAUAUUUUCUGAGCUAAGGAGAUCGCUGCACAAUAUACAUCAGGUGUGGUUUCAUCAAGGCCCUGUUUUGCUGCAGUAACACAUCCUUACUCGUGUAUUCAAACCAUCUUGCAACAAAGGCCAAUAUAGCACCUGCCUUCCCUGUUUGUUGCAGCUGCAUGCUUGCUUUCAGUGACUGAUGUAGUAUCAACUUUUAAUGACGCCAGUUUGAAACUAUUACGAUUAUUAACUUCUUUCGGUAACUAUGGUUAGGCCAUUUUGCCUAUAGUGUUAUUUUACCAAAGGAGUAUAUAACUACUGCAAUGCAUGCAUUGUUCCUUAAAUAUUAACCAUGGUUAAGCCCUUUAAUGACAUUACUCAACCUAUCACAGCCAACUCACUCCUCAUGUCUUCAUAGUUUCCUUUGUUUAGAUUUAGGGCCCUGCUUUUGAUCAGAGCACUUCACAUUCUACCUUAAGAAGAAUUCUCUCAUGUUAUGGUUAUCUUUCCUUCUCACAGCAAGAUUUAUUUAUUAACCCAUUCAUAUUGCACAAAAUCAAAUCUAGAAUAGCCUGAACCUAAAUUUGUUUGUCAAGAUCUGGUCUAAAAGAAAUUUUGUACACAACUCGAGGAAUUAAUUUGUCACAGUAUCAUUGACAAUGUGGUGUACCCAGUCUAUUUUUACAUUAAAAUCACCCAUGAUUACUGUUGCAUCCAUCUCUAACUUCCUGUUUAAUGCCAUACCACAACUCACCACUACUGUUUGGAGAGCUACAGGCAACUCUACAUUUCACCCCUUGUUGCAUUUUAGGUCCAUUCAGACUGAUUUCACAUCUGGAUUUCUUGUACCAAUAUCCUUCUGUAUUUUUGCACUAACAAUACCAUCCAUCUCCUUUUCCUUUUUGCCUGUCCUUCCUAAAGAUUAAAUACUCUUGGAAGUUAAUUUCUCAGCCUUGGAUACCAGGCAGUCGUGUCUUUGUAAAAGUAAUUAUGCUGUUAAUUCAUCUGCUUUAUUGUGAAUGUUUCAUUAUUCAGACAGUAUCUUUAGACUUGUUUUGGUUUCUUUUAACAUCUAUUGUGUACGAUGGUCCUAUUUGUUGCUAUGGCCCUUAUUUCCUUUGCUAUCUAGUUUUGCUUUCCAAUUACUCUUGUCUCGCUGCUUAGUUUUUUUUUUGCCCACUAUGGUUUAAAUCCUUCUCCACUGAACUAAGAAAUGCCUCUACGUUCAGUUGCAGACAUUAUAAGAAACUAGGAUGGUUCCCCUUUGGAACAGGCGAAAUGAAGCUCUUCAAAAUGAUGAUGGAUCUUGAUGCAGCAAAUGGUAACUAAAGGUUAUAAACUGAAAAUAAUUGGAAAAGGAGAGUAAAUGUGGAGAAGUUUUUUAACAUAGAGGGUUGUUAAAAUCUAGAAUGAGAAGGAUGGUUACAUAAGAUGACAUAGCAACACUCAAAAGAUAUUUGAGUAUGUAUUUGAGGAAGACAACAGAGUUUUGCAAAGACACCAGUGGUAUCUGGUGAUGGUUUAACCUAAAGACCACCACAUCCCAGGCAAAGGGAGAGAUUGAAAAGGAGGGAACUUUUUGGUAACCUCAGUCAACAUGAAAAUUGAACAUGUACUGUUGGCAUCACUCCACAUCGCAAACCAGCUGUCCAUCCAACUGAGCUAACUGAUGCCCUCCCACACCACACCACUGUUGAAGAGCCAUGACAGGAUUGGCAACCUAAAUGAUCUGCUUAUGUUCUGUGAGAUUUGACAAUUCUGGUUUGAGUUAAGAGUAGGAUGUAUUUGAAAAUAUUUGGACAUUGGCUGAUAAACAUAGAAUGUGCAGCAGCAAAGCAACAUGAACCUCUAGAUACCAAAUACCCAAAACAUGAACCCAAGUCCUGAAGUCACAAAAUAGCGGAUGUUGUAGAGGAAUGUGGAAAGUGAAGAGGACUGCUUCAAAAAAAGUUAGGAGAGUGAAGAAAGGACAUAAUACCUCAUUAACAUUAAGAAAAAUCCAAAGUGUUUAUAAGAAUAUUAGGAGCAAGAGAAUAAACAGGGGAGAAAAGGGCCCAUUAGGGAUCAUGGUGGCCAUCUGCAUGUAAACCAAAGACAUUACUGAGGCUUUUGAUAAAUACUUUGAAUCUGUAUUUACUAUAGAGAAGGAUAGCAUAGAUGUAGAAAUCAGAGAGUGCCUGUGAUAUACUUGGAUGAAUUAGUAUUUUGAGAGCAGAGAUAUUAAUUUAUUUACCAAGUUUGAAAGUAGAUAAAUCGCCAGGCCCAGAUGAGGUGUAUCUCAGGCUGGUUUGGGAGGCAAAGGACAUUGCAGGGAUUCUGACAUUAAUCUUUUUAAGUCCUAUCUGAUCACAGGAUGCGUGCUAGCGGAUUGCAGAGUAGUUAAUGUGGUAGUAUUAUUCAAGAAGUGUGAUAGGAAUAAGCUAGAAAACUACAAGUCUGUCAGUUUGAUAUCUGUGGUAGUGAAACUAUUGGAAAAAUGUUAAGUAUAAAAUUAGGGAAAUCUUACUCCAAAUGCACAGGGAAUUUAUGAGAUCUUACAUGGACUUUUGGCCUCUUUACUUAAGCAGGGUUAUAUUUAUACUUAAAGCAGUUCAGAAAAGGUGCCCAAGGCUGAUUAAGGCAUUACUUGUGAGGAAAACAUGGGUUACACCCUGAUCCUAUUCUAGUAAAUCUCCUCUGCAACAUCUCUAAUUUCCUGAAGUGCCUGAAUUUAGUGAAAUGCCUAAUCAGUGAUUUUUAAAAGCUAAGCAUAACUUCCUUCUUUUGGACUCUGUGUUAGCUCAGUUGGCUAGAUGGAUAAAGUGUGGUGCAAAAUAAAGGUAAAAAACACAAAAUACCAGGUUAUAGUACAACAGGUUUAUUUGGAAGAACUAGCUUUCAGAGCACUGCUCCUUCACCACGU
Messenger RNA from Chiloscyllium plagiosum (whitespotted bambooshark), 5999 nucleotides. RefSeq names its product MBL associated serine protease 1 (gene masp1). Gene Ontology annotation, biological process: proteolysis; complement activation, lectin pathway. NCBI's taxonomy places the organism in Eukaryota, Metazoa, Chordata, Chondrichthyes, Orectolobiformes, Hemiscylliidae. Gene Ontology annotation, cellular component: extracellular region. The record is from RefSeq and is a predicted model, not a curated record. Gene Ontology annotation, molecular function: calcium ion binding; serine-type endopeptidase activity.